AUGGCAAUGAAGCACAAUGAUCUGAUUAAUAUUGCAACCGAUAUAAGACUUACUGAAAUACAUGGGCCAGGUGUUGACAAGGAACCUCUGAAUUUAUUCAAAAUUGACAACAUGACAGCAAAGAUCUGGGUCAUGCAGCCAGUGGACCGUGAGAAACAUGAUCAUUUUAAGAAGGCACAGAAAUACACCCUUAUUGUGAAAGCCACAGACCAUGGACAACCGAAACCACUCUCCAGUUUUACAACAGUGAUAAUCAAUAUAGCGGACGGAAACAGACAUCUUCCAGUGUUCACAAAGCAAAAAGGCGAAGCAAGUGUAAAAGAAGGACUGCAAGGUGUACUCAUUUCACGUCUGCAAGUUACAGAUGAAGACACCAGAGGUACAAAGGCCUGGAGAGCAAAAUAUAAAAUCCAAGGAGAUACAAACAACAACUUCAGAAUUGAUACUGAUCCUGAGACAAACGAAGGCCUACUCUAUGUGCAAAAGGCUCUCGACUAUGAGGAAGAUCCUUUGAAGAACAUCAUCAUCUCUUCAGAGAAUGAGAUUCCCUACUUUACUUGCAAAGUCAUAAACCGCAAUACUGCUGGUCUUUGGGAAAUUAAGACUGUCAAUAGUAGCACUUUCAGUGAGGCACAAGGUGUAACUGGAACAAAAGAAAUGCGUUUGUCCACCUAUUACCUGACAGUGAAUGUUGAGGAUGUCAAUGAACCGCCUGUCUUUGAUCCAUCAAACAAAACGGUUACCGUAUUUGAGGAUGUUGCGUUGGGUUACUAUUUGGAGAUACUAAUUGCUAAAGACCCUGAUGUUAAUGGUGCAAAUCAAAUCCGAUACAUGAUUGGAGAAGAUCCAGCUGGUUUUGUUACAGUGGACUCCAACUCAGGAAAAAUAAUCACAUCAAAGAGUUUAGACCGAGAGUCACAGUUUGUUAAAGAUGGACUGUAUGUCAUCAAAAUAUAUGCCACUGACAAUGGUGAACCGUCCCACACUGGCACAGCAACACUCAGCAUCAAGAUUAUCGAUGUAAACGACAAUGCUCCAUCCUUGGACAAAAGCUUUAUUGAUAUGUGUCAAAGAGAUAAAAUCUCAUCGCCUGAGAGGAUACCCUUCCCAGAUGACAUUUCAGGGCAAUAUUUAAUUAUGAGUAACACAGAGGGACCUGGAUCUGAUUGCAAAUUGCCUUUAGGAAAACUGGACCACAUUGGUCAUGGACGACAGAAGCAGGUACCUCAAGGCAAGCCAUUGAUAGUGAUGCCGACUAUAGAUGAGCAAUGGAUGAUUUCCCAUGGAUCUUCUACUUCAGGCAUGAAGAAGAGACAUCAGCAGCAAGAAAUAAAGAAAGCAAACCAAAAGGUUAGGAUACUACAAAGCCAACAUGUUUUGGAAGAUCUACUGCUUAAUCUAAUGAAAACAAAAGUACUCACUUUGGAGGAAUCAGGCAAGGAGUUGGGUGAUUAUGAACCUGUCAUGUACGCUGAUGAGGGAGACUCUGAGCACAAGUUUGAACUUGAUACUCUCUCUGACCCUGGAGUUUCCUUUGACCAAGACAUGGAAUUGGAUUACAAGUUUUUACCUCUGGCCUCAAUCUGUUCACCUGACAUUGCUGCCCAAACCACAGAAACUUACUUCUGUAAAGAGCAGAGUUUGGUACAGCAGGACAUAUUUAUUUUAUGA
Xiphophorus maculatus (southern platyfish) is the source of this 1671-nucleotide messenger RNA. Its product is annotated as cadherin-like protein 26. Gene Ontology annotation, cellular component: adherens junction; plasma membrane; catenin complex. Gene Ontology annotation, molecular function: calcium ion binding; cadherin binding. Lineage: Eukaryota; Metazoa; Chordata; Actinopteri; Cyprinodontiformes; Poeciliidae. Gene Ontology annotation, biological process: homophilic cell-cell adhesion; cell-cell junction assembly; adherens junction organization. The record is from RefSeq and is a predicted model, not a curated record. Bases 1 to 1671 code for a protein of 556 amino acids. The transcript has 11 exons.